Molecule: messenger RNA, 660 nt
Organism: Trichoderma gamsii
Lineage: Eukaryota; Fungi; Ascomycota; Sordariomycetes; Hypocreales; Hypocreaceae
Exons: 1
Coding region: 1-660 (219 amino acids)
Source: RefSeq, a predicted model, not a curated record
AUGAAGUUCACUUUCGCUACUAUUAUUAUUCCUUGCAUCUUCCACAGCGCUCUGGCAGCGCCUAUUAGAAUUGAGCAUGCCCUCGACGAGCAUAGAUUCGUGGAGAGAGGAUUUGACAUCAGAGAUGCAUUUUCUGUGAAAGCUCGCGAUGAGUACACCAGGAUUGCCAACAAUGGAGAUGCCGGGGCUGGAACUGAAGUAGCUGCUGUUGAAGCCACCAAGACCGCCGCCGGUGCCACCACUAGCGCUGAGACCUCAGCAGCAGCGAAAGACGACGCAAAGAAGACGGGCAAAGGCAAAGAUAAGAAGAAAGGAAAGGACAAGAAUAAGGGCAAGAAGGACAAGAAGGGCAAGAAGGGCGUAAAUAAGGAAGAGAAUGCUGUAGAAGCUCGGGAGGAGUCCGAGGAUGAUACCGAGGCGGUUGCCGAAUCCACCAAGACCGUGGCCGCUACAGCGGCUAGCGCCGAGACCUCAGCGGCGGCAAAGGACGGUGCCGCAAAGGAAGGCAAGGGCAAGGGCAAGGGCGAGAAGAAAGAUAAGAAGAAAGAUAAGAAGAAGGAUAAGAAGAAGGAUGAGAAGAAAGGCAAAAAAGAAGGCAAGGGAAAGGAUAAGAAGAAAGGGGCGACAGCUGCGGCAGCUGAGGCGACAGCAGCCAACUGA